Messenger RNA from Anolis carolinensis (green anole), 8036 nucleotides. RefSeq names its product RAS protein activator like 2 (gene rasal2). The coding region runs from base 305 to 4372 and encodes 1355 amino acids. Gene Ontology annotation, biological process: regulation of GTPase activity. The transcript is spliced from 19 exons. Lineage: Eukaryota; Metazoa; Chordata; Lepidosauria; Squamata; Anolidae. The record is from RefSeq and is a predicted model, not a curated record.
UGAAACCAAGGAACCGAAAUUUGACUUCACAUGCUGGCUUUUAAUUUGAAGACUGGAAGAUCUUGUGUAGAUACUGACUGCUUCACAGUUGCACAGAGAUAAUUGAAAAUUGUGUGAUACUGAAUUUGAAUUAUGCCUGUUAAGUAGCUAGUCUUCAGAAGAUUUAUUACAGAUGAUUGCAAAUGCUUAAACACUGAAGGAUACCUGUUAGUAUUCUUCAGAAGGAUGUAGCUCAGAUGGCAAUAUCUCAACAAGUGCAUCUAAAUAAGUUUAAGUUCAGGUAACUAAAAAUGAGAAAUGAAAAAUGAGUGCAUUUAAAAAGCGACUGAGUCCUUCUGCAAUCUUCCAGAGGUCUAUGUCAGAGCAGGAUGAUGACUCUAGAAAAGUAGGAACUAGCUUGGAGGACUAUCAUUGGUACCAUCAUGUUAGAAGCAAGAGAAUGUAUGAAGGAGCAGGUUCAGAUUUAGGAAAGCUGCUUGGAGCUUACCGAUGGCAGACUCCUCCUCGACUUCGCUGGAUGGUGACCAAGAGAACAGAUGUACCCAAGACUGCUGCACAGGCUUUCAAGGCACAGACUUCAAUUGCUGAUAAUCACCAGGAAUAUUCAGAAGAGAAGCUCACCAUGCCUGCAACUCGGCCAUUUCGUGCCCCAUUUUACAGGUCUAUAUCAGAACCUACACCACACUGGAGAGAGAGAAGUCCAAAGUCACCUCUGCAGCCAGAAUGUGGUGAGCAGGAUAAUUACUUUACCCGUGGCUUCUUUUCUACAAUCUCCAGCAGCUUUUCUAAGGCACUGAAUCGGAAAUUGGAACAAAGUGCAGUGGUGACAAAUGAGCAUGAUCAGAUGAACGUGACUACAGAUGUGACAGGACCUCCAACCCACAGACUCUCUUGUGGCCAGUCACCUGAUUCAGAAACUGUAAUAUGGGAUACCAAAUACACUAUUUUGACUGACAGCCAGCUGGUGAUGCUCAACAAGGAAAAGGAGAUGGCGGUUGAAGGAGGACAGGAACAGACAACAGAGCCUCCUACGAAAGGGCGUUGCCUUCGCCGGACUGUGAGUGUUCCUUCGGAGGGUCAGUUCCCUGACUAUCCACCAGAGGGGGCUGCUAAGCUUGAGGUCCCAGCAGAGAGGUCUCCACGAAGACGGAGUAUCUCAGGGACAAGCACAUCAGACAAAACAAAUCCCAUGGAUGCAUCAAACACAUCUCCAUUCAAAGUACCAGGCUUCUUCAGUAAACGGCUUAAAGGUUCAAUCAAAAGAACAAAAAGCCAGUCGAAGUUGGACAGAAACACCAGCUUCCGACUUCCAUCUCUUCAGCCCGCUGAUGACAGAUCCCGUGGCUUACCAAAGCUGAAAGAAUCUCGUUCUCAUGAAUCCUUGCUGAGUCCGGCUAGUGCAGUAGAAACACUGGAUCUGGCAACAGAAGAUAGAGUUCAUGUCAAGUCACUUCACGGUAGCAUACUUGGAAAAGAUUUCUGCUUUGAGGUAACCUACUCCAGUGGCAGUAAAUGCUUCAGCUGUUCUUCUGCUGCCGAAAGAGACAAGUGGAUGGAAAACCUGCGUAGAGCUAUCCAACCUAACAAGGAUAAUUGCCGGCGAGCAGAGAAUGUAUUACGUCUUUGGAUUAUUGAAGCCAAGGAUUUGACCCCCAAGAAGAAAUAUUUCUGCGAACUGUGCCUGGACGAUACUUUAUUUGCCCGCACCACAAGCAAAACAAAAGCAGACAAUAUUUUCUGGGGGGAGCACUUUGAAUUCUAUAGUCUUCCGUCGAUACACAGCAUCACUGUCCACAUCUACAAGGAUGUCGAAAAGAAAAAGAAAAAGGACAAGAAUAACUAUGUUGGUCUGGUAAACAUUCCCAUAGCCAGUGUGACUGGGCGGCAAUUUGUGGAGAAGUGGUACCCCAUCAGCACUCCGACUCCCAAUAAAGGGAAGGCUGGCGGCCCAUCUAUCCGGAUCAAAUCCCGAUACCAGACUAUCACCAUCCUCCCCAUGGAGCAAUACAAAGAGUUUGCUGAAUUCAUUACUAACAAUUACGCUGUGCUAUGCUCUGUUCUGGAACCAGUGAUCAGUGUCAGGAACAAAGAAGAAAUGGCCUGUGCUUUGGUGCACAUUCUUCAGAGCACUGGCAGAGCAAAGGAUUUCUUGACUGACCUGGUGAUGUCUGAGGUUGAUCGCUGCGGGGAGCAUGAUGUGCUGAUCUUCAGGGAGAAUACACUCGCCACCAAAGCCAUUGAGGAAUACCUCAAGCUGGUGGGACAGAAGUAUUUACAAGAUGCACUUGGUGAAUUUAUCAAAGCGCUCUACGAAUCAGAUGAGAACUGUGAAGUUGAUCCCAGCAAAUGUUCAUCCAGUGAAGUGCACGAGCACCAGGCCAAUCUCAAAAUGUGUUGUGAGCUGGCCUUCUGCAAGAUCAUCAACUCCUACUGUGUCUUUCCUCGGGAGCUGAAAGAGGUAUUUGCAUCAUGGAAGCAGCAGUUCCUCAACAGGGGAAAGCAAGAUAUCAGUGAGCGCCUGAUCAGUGCCUCACUUUUUCUCCGUUUCCUCUGCCCAGCCAUCAUGUCGCCAAGCCUCUUCAACCUCAUGCAGGAAUACCCUGAUGAUCGUACCUCUCGAACUUUGACAUUGAUUGCAAAGGUUAUCCAGAACUUGGCAAACUUCACAAGAUUUGGGAACAAAGAAGAAUACAUUACAUUUAUGAAUGACUUUCUAGAGCAUGAAUGGGGAAGCAUGAAACGCUUCUUGGUUGAAAUUUCUAACGCAGACACAAUCUCCAACACACCUGGAUUUGAAGGAUACAUAGAUCUGGGAAGAGAGAUUGCUAUCUUGCAUUCUUUGCUGUGGGAAGUUGUGUGUCAGCUGGACAAGGGUGAAAAUUCCUUCCUACAGGCAACAGUAGAAAAACUGGGACCCUUGCCACGCAUCCUCACAGAUAUCGCGAAGGCAACAACAAAUCCUACGCCAAUUCAGCAGCAGUUGAGACGUCUGGCAGAUCACAACUCAAGUCCUAAUGUCAGCCUUUCCUCAGGGCUGCAAAAAAUAUUUGAGGACCCUACUGACAGUGAGAUUAAGUGUAAAUCUCCACCAGAAGAAAAUGAAGGAUACUUCAAAGGCAACUUGCUGUUGAUCCAGCAAUCAUCGUCACGGAGUGUGACUUAUUCAGACAAGGACGAUGAGACUAACCUGCCCAAUGUUCGAAGCAUAUCACUGAUGGAUCUCCAGGAUCCCAAUGCUGCACAGUGUGAUCCCAGCUCCGUGAUGCAGGAUGCUCCCGUACGUUUAUCCGGAAGCCAGCUUUCAGUCACCCAGGUGGCAAACAUCAAGCAGCUUCAAAAUACUCCUCAGAGUGCCCCCCAGGUUAGGAGACCUCUGCACGCAGCUGUCAACCAGCAGGGCAGCUUACAGGCCCUUUCCUUCCGGAAUCCUGUUUACCAUCUCAACAACCCCCCUCAGCCAAUGCCAAAGGUGUCCAUGGACUCCAGCUUGGAGAAUCUGAGCAUCCCCAGUUCCCGAAGCCAGAACAGUGAAGACCUUAAGCUCAGUGGACCAAGCAACAGCAGCAUGGAGGAUUUUGCCAAACGCAGCACGCACAGUGAAGAUUUUUCCCGGCAGGGCGCCAUACUGGACAAACACAUGCCCAUUGCUUUACCCCGCCAGAAUAGUACUGGACAAGCCCAGAUCCGCAAAACAGGACUGGGGGCAAGGGUGAAAACACCCCAGUCCCUUCCCCACAGUGCUUCUCUUCGAAGCACAGGGAGCAUGUCAGUAGCUUCUGCCACAAUGGCAGCGGAGCCCGUUCAGAAUGGAAAUCGGUCCCGGCAGCAGUCAUCCUCCUCCCGGGAGAGCCCAGUUCCCAAAGUGCGGGCCAUCCAGCAGCAACAAACACAGCAGUCACCUGUGGACUCAGCCACAAUGUCGCCAGUAGAAAGGACAGCUGCCUGGGUCCUAAACAAUGGGCAAUAUGAGGAAGAGGAGGAAGACGGUGAGCAGAAUCAAGAUGGAACCAAGCACGCAGAAAAGUACGAGCAGGAGAUAACAAAGCUCAAGGAUCGCCUGAGGGUGUCAAAUCGUCGGCUGGAGGAAUAUGAACAGCGCCUCUUGGUACAAGAGCAGCAAAUGCAAAAGCUCUUGAUGGAGUACAAGACAAGGUUGGAAGACAGUGAGGAACGUCUGCGAAAACAACAGGAGGAAAAGGAUAGCCAGAUGAAGGUCAUCAUCAGCAGGUUAAUGGCUGUAGAAGAGGAGCUGAGAAAUGACCACGCAGAGAUGGAGGCAGUCAUAGAGAUUAAACAGAGAAUAAUUGAUGCACAGGUCUUAAAUGGGGAUGAGAUAAUUCAAGCAGGAAAGACGGAUCUUCUCUCUGGAUAGAUCCAAUACACGGUUAACGAAAGCCCUAGCGCAAGUGAAGGAACGCUACAGUAUGCAGGCCCGGAACGGCAUUGUGAGUGUUUGAGAAGAGCACAAAGGGAGGACAGCUACAUGCUCUCCGUGACUAAGGGGAGGUGAUGUCAACAUAAAUUCCUGCCAUCUUUCUUAAAACUCACCCCAAGACAUUCACUCAAACUGUUUCAUAUUAGCAAAAGUAAUUCCUUUCCACCUAGCACUACAUAGUAUCUGCAUCCUGCUGUUUCUCUUUUUGCGUGUUAUUUUAUUGAAUUUUUUAAAAAAUUAGCAAUGUAAUAUGUACAUUUUAAUGCCCAAAAUGAACUAAACCCCUCUGUUGUUCUAGUUUAUUAAUAAAAUCUGCAUUAAGGCAGUAUUUGUUAAUGUACCCUUUCUUCAGACUUGUUUUUAUUCCACACACAAAAACAUUAAUAGAGCUACCAAUUUCCUAGAACUGUAGGUACAGAAACUCAGUAUGUUUGUAAAUAGUAGUAAGCUUACUACUACUUCCCUGCAUCAUUCCUCAGGUGGUGUUACUGCUUGUUGUGCUUUCUAUUCUUUAACACUAAUUAGCUUGAUGGCUGUCAAGAAUUUCUCUACUAAUUCUCCGUGUUUCUUUUUUGCCAAAUUUGAUUUUCAGUAGCAAGCCCAAGUCACCAUCAAACUGAUAAAAGUAAGGUGCUUAGUAACUGUGAAUUUGGAUUUAGAGCAUCCCGUGUACACAUUUCAGGUAGUAAUAUGUAUUAGUUCACCCACUUCAAAGUGUAAUAAGCCUGGCAACCUAUUAUUUCUUGGAAGCUUUUGCAUCUCCUUCCAACAAUAUCUUGUGAUUUUCCAUGGUCACCAAAUAGGUAAGCCUUAAGCCUGACUUACUUCAUGCUUCCCUCAUCUACCAGUGGCAAAAAUAUACAUUUUGUUAUUUCCAGUAGCUUUGUUAGUUCUGCUGGAAGAGAAUCUGAUACUAUUUUCUCAUUUUAUUGCCACAAUAAGUUAUGGCCUGCUUUGCAAAUGGCACUCGACUAUGAUUUCCUUUAUUUGUAAAUCCUGUUCUCAUACCCAAUCGUUGGAGUUCAUACACAUUUUCUGGGGGGUAUAAGGUAAUAGCAACUUUGAAUUCAGAUUCAGGUUGUUUGUAUCAACAUUCUUUGCCCUUUUACACUGCAAAAUCUCUUUUCACUGAUUAUCAUUAGCCUUUUUUCGAAUACAUUCAUUGUAAAAUCUUGCCAGCUUAGCAUUUUCCCAUUAACAAGACUUUACUCUUUUGCCUGUAGAGGGAAGUUUCCCCAUUGGAACAACUACUUAAAGAAAAAGAAAUGAAAAAAUGUGUUGUGUUGUUAUAGUUGCAAUACAGAACCCUAACAAUAUUUUAAAAACAUUUUAGAAAUGAUUUGUCACUGCUACCCCCUAAUUUAGUAAUUAGCAUUGUAACAUUUUUUCAUUGGUAGCACAGGCCAUAUAUGUUUUUAAAUCUGCCUCCUGCUGUUUCACUUUUUGUGUUAUUUUAUAGAAUUUUUUAAAGAAUUAGCAAUGUAAUAUGUAAAUUUUAAUGCCCAAAAUGAACUAAACCCCUCUGUUAUUCUGAUAUUUAUUAAUAAUCUGCAUUAAGGCAGUAUUGGUUAAUAUACCCUUUCUUCAAACUUGUUUUUAUCCCAGACACAAAAAAAUUAAUAGAGCUACCAGUUUCCUAGAACUAUAGGUACAGAAGCUCAGUAUGUUUGUAAAUAGUAGUAAGCUUACUACUACUUUCCUACAUCAUUCCUCAAGUGGUGUUACUACUUGUUGCACUUUCUAUUCUUUAACAUUAAUUAGCUUGACGGCUGUUAAGAAUUUUCCUACUAAUUCUUCGUGUUUCUUUUUUGCCAAAUUUGAUUUUCAAUAGCAAAUACAAGUCACCAUCAAACUGAUAAAAGUAAGGUAUUAGUAUUGAAACAUUUUUUUCAUUGGUUGCACAGGCUUAAUAUAUAUAUAUAUAUGUUUUAAAAUUAAAAAUAUGUCGUAGAACCUUUGUUCUAGCAUGACACUGUCUUUAAGUGAGCCCUCAUUGAUCCUUGACUUAACAAAUAUUUAUUUCUUUAAUUUUCAUCUGUUAUUCAUACUAGUCAAAAUUGCAGCAGGGUGAUGUUUGUUAGUACAGUAGAGUCUCACUUAUCCAACAUAAACGGGCCGGCAGAAUGAUGGAUAAGCGAAUAUGUUGGAUAAUAAGGAGGGAAUCAGGAAAAGCCUAUUAAACAUCAAGUUUGAUUAUGAUUUUACAAAUAAAGCACCAAAACAUCAUGUUAGACAACAAAUUUGACAGAAAAAGUAGUUCAAUAUGCAGUUGGAUAAUCCAGAAUGUUGGAUAAGCGAGUGUUGGAUAAGUGAGACUCUAAUGUAUUUGGACUUCCAUGCCUCUUCUUAGUACUUUUUGCUGAAAUUAUUCUCCCAAAUGAAACAAUGUAUUAACAACUAAGCAAAAUCCUUAACAUCUGAUCUGGGAAGAAGGGGAAAUGCAGGCAGCAACCUCAUUUUUUGUCAGUACAAUUUUCCCAAUCAUGAACUGCUUUGCCUAAAUCUGGAAGGAAGGUAGCUUUCCAGAUCUCUAUAGGCUAUAAAUCCCAGAAGUCCUAAGCCAUGUAGCCGGUGGCAAAGGACGUUGCAAGUUGUGGCCCAACAAUAGAUUCCGGGGGCACAUUCCACACCCUUGGUUUCAACUGAGUAUUUCAAUCAUGUCUUAUCAGUUGAUCAGCCUGGUGCUAACAGCCUGCUCCUUGGGAGAGACAACUCUUACCCUUCAGUUUUACUUUAAAGGGAAGCUCCUGUGCUGGAUAUGUUCAUUGUUUGGCAGCAGCAGCAGCUUAGGGACAUCACAGCAAUGAUUGUCCUUUUUUCCUCACGUUCUAUAUUUUCCUGAAGCUCCUACUGAGGAGUACAAUAUUUUGGGAGUCUAGUGGCACUCAUAAAGGGAAGAGAUCCUAUAUUAUCUCAGUCAACAUCAUCUCCAAAUGAGGGAGAGCUGAACUCUAGAAUUGCAUACCUCUUUGUGGCUUCCUUCCAAUUUUAGCCAUUAGAAAGCAUGGUGGGCUUCCAUAAGUUCGAAGCUGUGGGCCGCUCUGUGAUCAUCCUGGUCAUCGUUCUAUGAAUCCCUCCUAAAAGUCACUUUGAUUUAUGUAUAGAGGAAUUGAAUUUCUGUAUAGAGGAAUUUAUGUCCUUUCCUUAGCUUACUUCCCACAAGAGAAAGCAGGUGCGGAACAAGGAUAUAUAUGUGUGUGUAUGUGUGUAUGUGUGUGCUGAGACCUUAGAUUUCUACCUGUACAAUAGAUCUGCUGUCUCCAGAGCCUUAAUAAGAAUGUUAUCUUACCAGCCUUUUUUUGCAUUGCUAGCUUUGAAUAAUUUAUUUCAAUAUGCUUUACCUUUAACACAGACCUUUUUUUCCCUGCUAUACAUACUCCUUCCACCUGUAUUUUUAUGCCAGUAGUCCUGGACUCGUUGAGUCUUCAGGAUCCACUUCUGCAUUUCAUUGUCUGGGUUUGUUCUUAAGAAGAUUUAUUUUUGUUCUGUGAAUAUUUUUGGACAGUUUCUUGUAUAUGUACAGAUAUAGAUACAUUUGAGGUCUUUUAUUGAUAUUCCUACAAAGAAUUACAAAAUAAACUUUAACUUUAAAAAAAAUGAA